AUGGGUCGCCGCCAGCGGAGACAGCAGCUCGAGUUCGACGCCUUCGUCGACCGCGGCUUUCCCUUCUCCUCCUCCACCACCGACGAUGAUGACCUCGACGGAUACCCCGGAACGCAGACGCAGAACAACGCCAUCUCGACGAGCAUCGGAUUGGACAGCGCGACGACAGAGACGAUCAACACCAACGGCGACACCCUCAGCUUAGUCGUGGUCAGCACUGUGUAUGGCAACGAUCCGAGCGUGACCAGUUACACGGCCACUUCCUCCUCCUUACCCGCGACGACCUCUUCGCAACGAUCAUCACCAACCUUGACGCCCGCGCCGACGAGUAGCACCAAUCCCGCGUCCGCCGGCGAGACGACGAGCUCACCUACACCUAUGCCCGUCGAGCAUCACAAGGACAACGACCUCUCCAGCGGUGAGCUCGCCGCAGCCAUCGUUGUACCGAUCGUAGUCGUCCUCGCGCUCGCCGCGCUCCUCUUCCUCUGUUUCCGCCGACGAAAGCAACAAUCGCGCGGUGAACGAGAAGGCAGCAUAGGCGCCGCAUUCAUCCCAGCGUCGAUAAAAGAGAAAUGGACCUCCAUGCGAACAAGCAACGCCUCCGCGCCGCGCGACCAGCCCAUCGUGACCAACCCCCAAAACAACGCCUACAACACCGGCCUCGACACCUCCUCGCAAGGCUCCGACCAACACAGCGGAGAAUACACCCCGGGCCGCACCUCCGAAGGCGGCACGACCUUCGUGCAGCCCCCACCGCCCUACACCCUCCCGCAAAUGCGCCAGAACACCCCCCUCAACAUGUCCCUCGACAUCCCGCGCUCGCCGCAAGAACCCCCUCCCGCGCGCUCGCCGCUCUCCAACACCAUCAACACCCCCUCCGCCGCCGCCCUCCUCGCCAUGCCCCUCGAUCCACCCCGGCCCUCCUCCCGCUCCGCCCGCAGCAUCACCUCGACGCUCUACUCCGACACCGCGAGCGUGCACUCUGCCCGCGCCGCGCGCGUCUCCGUGGCAGGACCGAAUGUGGUACGGCAGAGCCAGACGAACGUCUCGCGGAGCAAUACGAGCGGUUCAGGGGGAGGGGAUCCUUUCGAUACCGAGGCGAAUACGCCUGUUACGCCGUUGAGUUCGCGGUAG
Molecule: messenger RNA, 1134 nt
Organism: Zasmidium cellare ATCC 36951
Lineage: Eukaryota; Fungi; Ascomycota; Dothideomycetes; Mycosphaerellales; Mycosphaerellaceae
Exons: 1
Coding region: 1-1134 (377 amino acids)
Source: RefSeq, a predicted model, not a curated record